GUCCAUUUCGUUUGAUUGAGCCCUUAAUUGAGUUGAUAAUUUUUCUGUUGGCUACCCUGGUACUAACCCAACACAAAAAUUCUCUGUGUAUAAAGGUUAUCUAUAAAUGACAUAAAUAACAAAGUUGGAGUUUCGUAAAGAAAUAUAUUAUUGGUAAUAGACAUUAAAGUUUUAAAAAAAGAAUUUUUAUAAACCAAAUGAUUAUGUAAUCGUGUUGUGAAAGCCAUAUUAUUUUUUGCUCUUAUAAGUAGAGACCGUGGAAUAUUUAUAUUUUAACAUGGGCGAUAAAGAUUCAAAUAAAAAUAGUUUUGUAUAUUUGGAUGUGGAAUUUAAUGGAUUAAAAGCUGGACGAGUUGUGAUAGAAUUAUACAACGAAAUAGUUCCAAAAACAGCAGAAAAUUUCAGACUUUUAUGCACUGGAGAACGUGGGCAGGGUAAAAAGAAAAAACCACUUCAUUACAAAGGGGUGAGGUUUCACAAAGUUGUUCCUAUGUGCAUGGUUCAAACUGGUGAUAUAAUUAAUAAUAAUGGCAGUAGUGGAGAAAGCAUAUAUGGAGAACACUUUGAAGAUGAAAACUUUCUAGUUAAGCAUGAUAAAGAAGGUAUUGUUGGAAUGGUUAAUAGGGGACCAAAUACAAAUCAAUCUCAAUUUUAUAUCACAACUCAACCUUGUUUUCAUCUUGAUGGAACUAACGUUGGUUUCGGAAGAGUGGUUAAAGGAUUAAAUAUACUUGUUGAAAUGUCUGAUCUUCCUAGAGAAAAAGACAUACCAUUGGGGAAUCUCAUUAUUGCUAAUUGUGGAGAAUUUAAACCUGGGGAACCAUGGAACAUUAACGAAGAUGAUGGUACUGAAGAUAAAUACCCACCAUGGCCUGAUGAUUGGGAAAAAGAAGUUGACAAUAUCAAUAUAAUGGAAAUAACUGUAGAAGAUAUAAAGAAUUCUGGUAAUUAUUAUUUCAACAAAAGUGAUUUUGCUAAUGCAGAAAGAAAGUAUGUCAAGUGCUUACGAUAUAUUGACUGGUAUUUGAAUAAAAAACCAGAAGAAACUCUCAAGAAAAGUAUAAAAUUAACAUUAAUGAUGAAUCUGGCAACAGCACAAUUGAAAAGGAAAAAAUAUAAGGAAUCGGCACUUUUGUGCACUCAGAUUAUUAAAGAAGGUUCAGAUAAUGGUAAAGUAUAUUACAGACGAGCACAAGCAAUGCUGGGCCUGAAGGAAUAUGAUCGUGCUUUGAAAGACUUGAAUACGGCUUUAGGUUUCCACCCUAAUGAUAAAAAUAUAAUUCAGUUAUUGAAUCGCGUUAAAAGAGAUAAACUUAGUUAUCUUAAAAAAGAGAAAAUAUUUUUUUCAAAGUUAUUUAACUGAAUAUUUUAGGUGUUGAUCUCAUAAAAAUGUUACAAUAUGCCUCACUAGGAAUAUGUUUAAAACAACAAAUAAGUUUUUUGUUAUUACAUAUAGAGUGCAACCUCGAUAUAACAAAUAGGAAUAAGUAAAUAUUCAUUAUAUAAAGUAAUUCUUUACAAUUUGUUAUAAAGAGGUAAAAAAAAAUAGUUUUAUUCACCUCAACAUUACGUACUCAUCUUGUUAUAACUAGCAACUUCUUAUAAAUGAUAAUAAAUUUUUAUAAAAUUCUUGUAUUUUUCCCUUUAGAUAAAUAACCAAAUUAAAUGCAGUAAAAUCCGUAAAAUUAGGUAUCAAGGUAGCUUAGUCUUAAUUUUUUUUAUCUUGAUUAGAGAAAUUCAUAAAUUGUUCUGUUUAUAGGUGGUAUGAGUUAUCACAUUCAAAGCGCAAUCCAAUUUUGUGCUAGGUUUGACUACAUCGUCGCUCAAAUUUCUUUUUAUUAUAUUUAAAACAUUAUAAGAAUUUUGUUUUGUAAAGUCAUGUUCAUCAAUUUCACCCCCCUCUUCUUCACCUUCAUACACUUGAGCAUUAGUAACUGACAAAGAGAUGUGGUUAGUUAGUUAGUUAGUUCUGCACAGACCGCAAAAUAAUUAUCAAAGUAAACGAAUUCAUUGAACAUGGUCUUUUGAAAAUACAAUUCUUCUUGAACUCUUUGCUAGGUACUAUCAAGUUAGACAAGUGGAAAGUCAUCUUCUUCAUUUUCGCACGUUACGUUUAACCCACUUGUCUUGAAGAGAUUUACAAUGGUCCUUUCAGUGAAUAGAUUCCAAGCUUUGGUAAUUAUCCACGUGGUUUGUGAAACAUUAAUUGUAGUUGACGUUUGACGUUCAACAUUAUCAGGAUAUUGUCUGACAAAUGUUUUUCAUCAACAUAAUUAGUGAUGGUUCGCUUUUCUGCGACUGAUAGGUAACACUUUUUACGUUUUUGAGCCAUUGCCACUAUACAAUCUUUCACGUGACGAGCAGCACUGUUUAUAUUACUUACCUACAAACAAAACAUUGAUUGUUUUACAAAAAAAAAUGUGUUGAGACUGAAUCAUAUACUAUGAAAUUAAGGGUCAUAUUGGUUAUAUGCUUUAUAAAGGUUUUGGGUUGAUUCGUUAAUUAAAGAUACUUACACUUUUUUGAUAGUUGAAAAUUCGUUAUAAUGAGGGUGUUCGCGAAAAAUGUUUUUUAAUGUAGGGUAUAUUUUAUGUUCCACCUCAAUUUUCAUGUGCGAUCCUCUUCAAACUGCCCUAAUGAUGAUAUAAAUGCAUAUUGCCAUGAGGCAGCCCCGUGCCAUAUUGUUAAAAUCGACAUUGUUUAAAAAAUUGAAAGGAAUUAUUAUUUUUCAACCGGUUAAUUUUUAUAUAUAUAUAUAUAAAUAUAUAUAUAUAUAUAUCUAUAUAUAUAUAUUUAUAUAGAAAUUGUUUAAAUUAGCAAAAAGCAACAUCAUACUUCAGCAGAUUUAUAUUUUUUUAUUUAGAUUGUUCAUAUUUGAUGGACAUCUGUUUUAUUUCCUAAUUAUAAUUUAUUCAGUUGAAGUAAAAGUAAAAUAAUAUUAAUAUAUGUAAUAUAUUCGUUGUAAUUAUAUAUUUUGAUCUGUUUUAUGUUUAUUAUUAAGAAAACCUUAUAUAAUCCUCUUUCAAUAAAAAUACAUCACAAAGAU
Molecule: messenger RNA, 3046 nt
Organism: Diorhabda carinulata
Lineage: Eukaryota; Metazoa; Arthropoda; Insecta; Coleoptera; Chrysomelidae
Product: peptidyl-prolyl cis-trans isomerase D
Exons: 6
Coding region: 278-1363 (361 amino acids)
Biological process (GO): protein peptidyl-prolyl isomerization
Cellular component (GO): intracellular membrane-bounded organelle
Molecular function (GO): peptidyl-prolyl cis-trans isomerase activity; protein binding
Source: RefSeq, a predicted model, not a curated record